GUUCCCGGGAUGGUUCAAUGGGUCUCUGGGAAGUCACAGAGGAUGUGUUGUCCAAAAGCAAUGCUCGACAUAAUAUCUCUCAAGUUCCUGUCUAUGCCCACAUAACACACAGGGCUUUGAAGGAUAUCCCCAAGGAGAACACCAAUCCUGACAACUGCAAGGUCCGAGCGUUGGCUUUCAACAGUAAGAACAAGGAACUGGGAGCCGUGUCCCUAGAUGGGUAUUUUCAUCUUUGGAAAACAGAGCACACACUAUCAAAGUUACUUUCCACAAAGUUGCCUUACUGCAGGGAGAAUGUGUGUUUGGCUUAUGGUCAGGAGUGGUCUGUGUAUGCAGUAGGAUCACAGGCACAUGUCUCCUUUCUGGAUCCCAGACAGCCUUCUCACAAUGUUAAAUCCGUCUGUUCCAAAGAACGAGGCAGUGGUAUUCGAUCAGUGAGCUUCUACGAGCACAUCAUCACAGUAGGAACAGGGCAAGGCUCCUUAUUGUUUUAUGAUAUCAGAGCCCAGAGGUUCCUGGAGGAAAAGCCCCCACGUGCCUGCUAUGGACAGAAGCAGAAAUUAGGAGGAAGUGAAACUUUAAAGUUGACUACUGGGAAAGGCUGGCUGAAUCAUGAUGAAACCUGGAGGAAUUAUUUUUCUGACAUAAAUUUUUUUCCAAAUGCUGUUUACACCCACUGCUAUGACUCAUCUGGAACAAAACUCUUCGUGGCAGGAGGCCCCCUUCCAUCAGGACUACAUGGAAAUUACGCUGGUCUCUGGAGCUAA
This is a messenger RNA of Chaetura pelagica (chimney swift), 767 nucleotides long. RefSeq names its product DDB1- and CUL4-associated factor 12. The record is from RefSeq and is a predicted model, not a curated record. The transcript has 5 exons. Gene Ontology annotation, molecular function: protein binding. Gene Ontology annotation, cellular component: Cul4-RING E3 ubiquitin ligase complex. The annotation marks the transcript as partial. Lineage: Eukaryota; Metazoa; Chordata; Aves; Apodiformes; Apodidae.